Molecule: messenger RNA, 1335 nt
Organism: Xiphophorus hellerii (green swordtail)
Lineage: Eukaryota; Metazoa; Chordata; Actinopteri; Cyprinodontiformes; Poeciliidae
Product: olfactory receptor 11A1-like
Exons: 1
Coding region: 248-1174 (308 amino acids)
Biological process (GO): detection of chemical stimulus involved in sensory perception of smell; G protein-coupled receptor signaling pathway
Cellular component (GO): membrane
Molecular function (GO): odorant binding; G protein-coupled receptor activity; olfactory receptor activity
Source: RefSeq, a predicted model, not a curated record
GGGUUUCUAUGGUUUCAUGUACUUUGCGACCUGUUUAAAAAAAACUGGGUGGGUCUUUAAUGAGCCCCAUUGUGAAUAAAGCAAUAUAAUAACAUUUUUCAGCGCACUAGGAUCAGCUGCUUUCUACAUUUUGAGAGAGAACAAACAAUGCUGUACGUUUGAAUGUGCUGGUCAGGUUCUGUGACAUGAGCUGUUAGUUGUUUAUUGUACUGUUUAUGAUAUUAUUAUGUCUUUGUGAAACACAUUUAUGGAUGGUGAAGUUAAUGAAACUUAUAUAACCCUUGAAGGACAUGUAGAGUUGGACAGAUUCAGAUAUCUUUAUUUUGCAGUCAUGCUAGCAGCGUAUGUUUGUAUCGUCGUCUGUAACCUGACCAUUGUGUAUGUUAUAUGGACGCAUGAAAACCUCCAUGAGCCCAUGUACGUUUUCAUCGCCGCUUUGCUUCUGAACUCUGUUGUUUUCAGCACUAACAUCUAUCCCAAACUGCUGUCAGAUUUUCUAUCUGAGAAACAGAUUAUAUCAUAUUCGGCUUGUUAUGUGCAGUUUUUUCUCUUUUAUUCUCUAAGCGGCUCAGAGUUUUUACUGCUGGCAGCAAUGGCCUACGAUCGUUACGUGUCGAUAUGUAAACCUUUACAAUAUGCAACAAUAAUGGGGAGAAACACGGUUAGUAUUUACUUGAGUUUGGCUUGGCUGGUGCCUGCCAGUGUGCUUGCUGUGCAGGUGAUACUGAGCUCCAACAUUAAACUGUGUAAAUCAAAUUUUCAAGGAAUUUUCUGUAACAACUCAAUUUACAGCGCCCACUGUUUAAAUUCAGAGGUGAAUGUAGUAUUUGGUGCCGUGGCACUGGUUGUGAUUGGAUUCUUCCCUCUGAUUUUCAUCGUUUUUACUUACAGCAGAAUAUUGAUCAUAUCCUAUCGUAGCUCUAAAGAAGUCAGAAAGAAAGCUGCUCAGACCUGCUCGCCCCACUUGCUGGUGCUGAUCAGUUUCUCCUGUUUGUGUGCGUUUGAUGUCAUCAUAGCUCGACUGGGAUCCAACCUUACAAAAUUAAUCCGUUUAAUAAUGACUUUACAGGCUGUUUUGUAUCAUCCUCUAUUUAAUCCAAUCAUAUAUGGUUUAAAAAUGAAGGAGAUAUCAAAGCAACUGAGAAGGUUGUUUUCUCAAGCUAAGGUCUUAUAGUGAUGAUGAUGAAUUGAUAUAAAUAUUAGAUUAUUCAAUACUUUGUACUGCACACAGAUUCCAAAAUCAACUCUUUAUGUUUUGCAUUGUUUGUUUAAGACUGUCAGAUCUGAAAUGUGUAAAUUAUGAAUCAAACAAUAAAGAUUAAACCAGUUACAGUC